AUGUCAUAUUUUGAUGAACAUGAUGAAGGUCGUAUACAGGCUGAAACAAUGGAAAUUGCUGUUGCACUUAUUUGUCAAAUUUCAUCACAAAAUAAAAAUUAUAAACGAAUGAAAGAACAAGUGGAUCGUUUAAUACAUCGUCAUGAAAUUUUAUUUACCGGGAUGCUUCGUAAACUUGAUUCAUUAUCAAUAAAAAUUAAUAACAAUGAAAAAAAUCGUCAAGAUAGAAUUGAUGAUUUACUUUGUCAUGAUUUAACAACAAUAUUUAAUCAUUUAAUACAAAAUGAUGAUAUUAGUUGGGGAAAAAUUAUUACUAUUUUAGCAUUUAGUACAUUUAUUGCUAGAAAACACAGUGAAAUAGCAGAUCGAAUUGCACAUGUUACUGGACAGUAUAUUGUUAAACGAUUAACAACCUGGAUUAGAGAUCAUGGAGGAUGGGUAAAUUUAAUAUAUUAA
Messenger RNA from Rotaria sp. Silwood2, 456 nucleotides. The record is from the annotation of a GenBank genome assembly. NCBI's taxonomy places the organism in Eukaryota, Metazoa, Rotifera, Eurotatoria, Philodinida, Philodinidae.